Messenger RNA from Dalotia coriaria, 1789 nucleotides. Its product is annotated as putative serine protease K12H4.7. Gene Ontology annotation, biological process: proteolysis. NCBI's taxonomy places the organism in Eukaryota, Metazoa, Arthropoda, Insecta, Coleoptera, Staphylinidae. Bases 214 to 1722 code for a protein of 502 amino acids. Gene Ontology annotation, molecular function: dipeptidyl-peptidase activity; serine-type exopeptidase activity. The transcript has 3 exons. The record is from RefSeq and is a predicted model, not a curated record.
AUAAAUCCAUAUACACAACACUUCAUCGAAGCACUACACCGGCCGCAUUUUUGGUCCUCUUUAUUUAUCAAUUUCUAGCACGAUAACCUUUUAUCAGUUGUGGCAAGUGAUGCUAAAGUAUAAAAAGAACGAAAAGACACGCUCGAGUUUAUUUUACUGCGUGUUUUGAGACUUCAAAGUGUUAAAAACUGUGAUUCUUGAGGUCGUUUCAAGAUGAGGUUAUACGAAGCACUAGGUCUCAUUUUAUUCUUAAGUUUAGUUAAUAUUAAUCAUGCAUGGAGGAAUUUUUAUCGAGGAAGAGGAGUCGGUGGUAAUCUAGGAUAUCCUCCUCGUGGAGUUAAGUUACAAGGAAGAAUAUCAAAUGAUCAUGUUUCAACAGAAUGGUUCACACAGAAGCUUGAUCACUUCCAACCUAAUGAUCUUAGAGCAUGGAAGCAGAGAUAUUAUGUCAAUGAUGAGUUCUAUGAUGCUCAAAAAGGAGGUCCAGUUUUCUUGAUGAUUGGUGGUGAAGGAGAAGCUACAAUCAAAUGGAUGACUCAAGGCACAUGGAUUGACUAUGCUAAGAAAUUUGGUGCAUUGUGCUUUCAACUAGAGCACAGAUAUUAUGGAAAAAGUCAUCCAACAAAAGACUUGAGCACCAAAAAUCUUCAAUAUCUUACCAGUCAACAAGCCCUAGCUGAUUUGGCAUACUUUAUUUCAUCAAUGAAUGAACAAUACAAACUUCCAUCCAAUGUGAAAUGGAUUGCUUUUGGUGGAUCAUACCCUGGAUCACUUGCAGCAUGGCUCAGAAAUAAAUAUCCUCAUCUUGUUCAUGGUGCAAUGUCAGCCAGUGGUCCACUUCUAGCUGAAAUCGACUUCUUUGACUACUUCAGAGUGGUUGAUGAAGCACUGGCAACUUACAGUGAUGAUUGUGUGUCAGCUGUGAAACAAGGCACUCAACAAGUUGGAAUUCUUUUGCUUCACAUGGUCGGCCAACGAAAUAUCAACCAGAAAUUUAAUCUUUGUGACCCUAUUGAGAAGUCUAUUGACAAUCACAAUGAUAUUGCCAACUUCUUUGAGGUUUUGGCUGGAAACUUUGCUGGAGUAGUUCAAUACAAUAAAGAUAAUCGCCAAGGCAGUAAUAACAUCACCAUCGACACAUUAUGCGAUAUCAUGACAAAUCAGGACUUGGGACCACCAGUUCCACGUCUUGCUGAAGUUAACUCAUUGAUUUUAAAUGCAACUAAUCAAACAUGCUUAGAUUACAAAUAUGACAAAAUGAUUGCUUCUCUUAGAAACAUCAGCUGGGAUAGUGAAACUGCUGAAGGUGGACGUCAGUGGACAUAUCAAACAUGCAUAGAGUUUGGCUUCUUCCAAUCAUCAACUUAUAAACCACAAGUAUUUGGCGAUUCAUUCCCUGCAGACUUUUUCAUUCAACAAUGUGUGGAUAUUUUCGGAAUGAAAUAUAACGCGUCGUUUUUGGAGGAUGCAGUAGAAAGAACAAAUAUUUUAUAUGGAGCUUUGAAUAUUGAUGUUUCAAAUGUUGUCUUUGUGCAUGGGUCAAUUGAUCCGUGGCAUGCGUUAGGAAUCACGAAGACUGUGAAUCAAAAUGCACCUGCAAUUUACAUCGAAGGUACUGCUCACUGCGCUAAUAUGUAUCCAGAACGUGGCGAUGAUUUACCAGCACUGAAAGCAGCCAGAGUACAAGUUGCAAAUUUAAUUGAUUCAUGGCUUAGAUUAUAAUUUUUUUUAAUCUUGAGUUUGAUACAUUCAAUAUAGCAGGUAAUGAACAAAUAGACAAGAGUCAUAA